Molecule: messenger RNA, 510 nt
Organism: Vigna unguiculata (cowpea)
Lineage: Eukaryota; Viridiplantae; Streptophyta; Magnoliopsida; Fabales; Fabaceae
Source: RefSeq, a predicted model, not a curated record
AUGGAUUUUGCUGCUCUGGUGGAGAAGGCUAGAGUGAUGGAGAAGAUGAAGAACGAGGUAGAAGGUCAGCGCCCACAACAACCCCAGAGGAUAGGUGGACCAUCUGAGUCCAAGCUGAGACACGAGGAGAGGAGGAAGCCUUAUGACAGACCUCACCAUCAGUCCCAAGGGACCGCCUACCCACGCAUUGAGGGUUACCACAAGUGCAACAACUGUGGCAAGGAGGGCCACUUUGGGAAAGAUUGUCCCACCCUUGCUAGGGCAGUGACACGCCCUUCAGUACAAACUCCCGUGCAGAACCAGCAGAGGCACAAAGGCAACAGGCCUCAGGCAACGGGCAGGGUUUACGCCAUGUCAGGAGAAGAGGCUGUAGGAUCAGGUAACCUUGUUAUAGGUGAUUGUAUGAUAGUUGGAAAGGCAUGUUGUGUGUUGUAUGAUUCGGGAGCGACACACUCCUUUGUGUUAGAUGCUUGUGUGAAACGUCUGGGUUUGCCGGUGUGUGAGCUGUAG